This is a messenger RNA of Diorhabda carinulata, 1080 nucleotides long. RefSeq names its product G patch domain-containing protein 11. The transcript has 3 exons. Gene Ontology annotation, cellular component: kinetochore. NCBI's taxonomy places the organism in Eukaryota, Metazoa, Arthropoda, Insecta, Coleoptera, Chrysomelidae. Gene Ontology annotation, molecular function: nucleic acid binding. The record is from RefSeq and is a predicted model, not a curated record. The coding region runs from base 201 to 983 and encodes 260 amino acids.
GUGAAUGUUGAUAGUGGAAUGCACCAUUAGUAUCUUUUUAUCAAAUUGAGUUUUAACUCAUGAAAUUUUUAACUCCUGCAAACGAUUUGUUUUGUUUCUUUGAGAGAAAUGUUCAUAAGGAUCGUGCUUUAUCAAUGUUCAAAACGUAAAUUAAUCAAUCCAUUAAAUCUUUUGUACAUUAUAUAUGUAAGUUAGUAAUUAUGUCGGAUUCUGAAGAUGAUUAUAUGUCGUUUAAAGUUUUGGUGGAUAGCAAAGAUGACGUACGUCCAAGUCUUUUAUUUAAUAGAGAAAAACGUAAAAUGGAUGUGUUUAAAAAGAAAAUUGAAGCCUCAAAUAAACGACAAAAAUCCUUAGUAGAACUUGAAAGAGAAAACCGAGAAAUGGGCUUAAAUACUGCCAUAUCUGACGAAAAUAAAGGAUUCAAAUUACUGGAAAAAAUGGGUUUUAAACAUGGAGAAAGUCUUGGAAAAAAUAAAAGUGGCAUAAAGGAACCUAUUGAUAUUGUUAUAAAACAAGGAACAUCAGGUAUUGGUCGUGAAUCUCAUCUAAAGGAAGUGUUAAAUAAAAAACAGCAAAGGAAAAUAAGUUAUUUAAGGCAUUAUGAAACUCAGUUCCACUUAGCCAAUAAAGAAAGAAAGAACUUAGCACAAAUGAGAAAAGAUUUCUUUAAAGCACAGAAAAUAUGUGAAGAAUUAGAUUUUCGAGCUAAAGUCAAAGAUCCUAUUGAAGAUUUCUUUUGGACUAGAGACACUAUCAAAAAAAGAAAGAAAUUGGAGAGAGAUGAGAUUUAUGAAGAUACAGACAGUAGUAGUGACGAUGAGGAAUUUGAGACAAAUAUCAGUGAAGAGAAUUUGUUCACAUUAAUAGACUAUCUCAGAAAGAAACACUUAUACUGUAUUUAUUGUGUAAUUACGGGUAUUGAUAUCAAAGACCUCGAGGAAAAUUGUCCUGGUCCCUACAGAAUUGAUCAUGAUGAUGAGUAAUAUACAGAAACAUUAUUAGAUUGUUUUUAUUUUAACUUUUUUCAAGAGACUUAUAGUUAUUUAUUUGUAACUGUUAUUAUAUAAAUUGAGAUUUUGA